AUUUGGAACCAAAGAGGGCCUUAUUGUGACCCCACCUGCCAGUGGCGCACAAACACCGCAGAAACCCUAGCUUCCCACCAGAACCCCUCACCUAGUCACCUCCCUUCUCCCUCCCCCGCCUCCUCCUCCUCCCCAGACCUCCCCUACCGGCGGCUUACCUUCCCCGCGUGCGCGUGAAGGAGAGCGGCCCGCGGCGAUGGGGAAGGCGUCCAAGGGCUCGCGGAAGGGGAAGAAGGCGUGGCGCGCCAACAUCCGCACCGACGACAUCGACGACUUCUUCGAGAAGCAGACGCGCGAUGCCCACGCGGGCGCCGCCGCCAUCCCCUCCCUUCCUUCCGACUCGCUCUUCUUUGUCGACAAGCCGGCCGCUUCCGCGUCUACUUCCGCCGCCGGCGCCUCGGACACAACCACCAAAGAUAUUCCUGUCAAAAGGAAGAUCGAGAAGAAGAGGGAGAAGGUUCUUUACCAUGAGAGUUUGUUGAAGCGGAAUCCAUUUGUGCAGCCAAUCCCAUCUUCUGUGGUGAGCAAGAAGGAUAAGAAGAAGGCAAAGAAGAAGGAACUGCAGGAGACACAGGGAGAGAAAAGUGUCCCUAUGGAAGAUGAUUCUGUAGUAAAGAACUUUGACAUCUGGGCUGUGGAUGGUAGAGGUGAUUCCAAGGCAAAAAAGAGAUCUACUACAUCAGUUAUUCCUGCUGUUGAAGUUGAGCCUGCAGGAUGUUCAUUUAAUCCUCCAUUGGAAGCGCAUCAAGACUCCCUUGCUCAAGCUGUAGCAGACGAAAAGCGUAAAGAGUACAUGAAAGAAUUGGGGCCAGCACCUGUACCACUCAUAGUUCCUGGUGAAGCUAUAACUGAAGAAGAUAAAUUCUUUCUUGAUGCUGAUGAUGGAGAUGAAGAUGCUGCAGAAGAGGAUGGAGAUCAGGAUGCUGAUAAUUCGGUUGGACAAAGGAAGAACAAAACAAAAAGAGUUACCAGAGUAGAACUGAAUAAAAGAGCUCGUCGGAAGGAGAGGUUAAGAGCAGAAGCGGAAGCAAAGAAAAUGGAAAAUAUUUCAAAAGAAAUUGACAGCUUGCCAAAUAUAAUGAAUGAGAUAGCUAAAGAGGACAAGGAAAAGGAGAAGAGGCGCAUACGGCGAACUGUGGUUAAAGAGGAGAGGCGUAAAUUGGGCCCACCUCGUCUGGGCAGACACAAAUUUGAACCAGCUCCUGUUCAAGUUCUAUUGACAGAAGAGAUUAGUGGCUCUCUUAGAAAGCUAAAGGGGUGUUGUAAUCUUGCAAGGGAUCGCUACAAGAGCAUUGAGAAACGUGGAAUACUUGCACCAAGCAAGAGAAUAAGCAAACAUCGGUAGUGAUAUCAAGCAGGUGAUUUGGUGAUCAUAACCUUGUCCCCCAACAAUAUCGAGGACAAGACAGAGGGAUUGAAGAGGCUUUACGAUGAGAAGUCCCUGUUAUAAGCAAAUAGCUUGUUUUACGGCAUUUACAUCUCCCGUUGCAUUUUCAGUGCCUAGUAGGGCAGGGAAUGUUUCUCCCUUUCGAUGCUUCUUUUCUUUGCCACAUGGAUCCUAGGAGUUGUUUAGUACUUAAUGGAUGUGACAUGAAUACAUGACAGUAAGAGGGCUUAUUUAUUUGUGUUGAUUCUGUUGAUACGGGCUGUUGCUAUACAA
Sorghum bicolor (sorghum) is the source of this 1660-nucleotide messenger RNA. RefSeq lists its product as uncharacterized. Gene Ontology annotation, cellular component: nucleolus. Gene Ontology annotation, molecular function: 5S rRNA binding. Gene Ontology annotation, biological process: ribosomal large subunit assembly; rRNA processing. Lineage: Eukaryota; Viridiplantae; Streptophyta; Magnoliopsida; Poales; Poaceae. The coding region runs from base 197 to 1345 and encodes 382 amino acids. The transcript has 11 exons. The record is from RefSeq and is a predicted model, not a curated record.